AUGGCCUUCCUUCGCAAGAAGAAGCAGCCAGAGACACCUACUCAGUCGCCUACCAAGGUGACUUUAGCACCCUCUACAUCGCCUCCACCACUUUUCGCCCGUUUUUCAACCACAGCACAGAACAACAAUGUGAAAGAGGCCUCUCCCCGUAUAGUGUCAUCGCCGAUGAUGUUGACAAGUCAACGAAAGGACCGAGAUAUGCCUCAGAGGGUGACUUCAGCCAAAGGCUUUGGACAUUCAACCACCUCGUUGGCGGCGAGCAACCGCGAUCCAAAUUUGUCACAUCGAAAGGUGCAGGAGAACAAUCAAAGCUCUGUUGUCCCGAUCAAUGGUAGCGUUCAUGAUUUGGGUCCAACUUCCUCCCAACAGUUGGCGAAGGCGCCAACCCGCCCCGCUUCUAAAGUUAUUGUUGACAAGCCUCUUCCUCCGCCAUCUUCCGCCAUCAUCAAUGAGCACCGCGCACGGUCGCUGGACACGGUCAAUCGUAGGGCAUCGGCCAAUAGACCACCUGGUCCUCCUCCAUCGUUUCAAUACCCCCAGCCUCAUGUUGUCCGUCCACGCGCGUCCCUUGACAUGCAGGAUCUGGAAGCCAAACCACUACCUCAACCCGGAUCAACCCAAGCCUCCUACCAAUCUGCGCAGGGACAAGACCCUCGAGGUCCGCCCCCGUCGACUUACACAUUUUCGCCGUCGGCCACAACUAGGCGAAAUGCAUCAAUCUCAACAACUAGCUCGAGCAUAAUACCUCAUGCCGGCCCGCCUAUCACCAGUAUGAACCACAAGAUGCAACCUUCAUCCUUUUCUUACGGUCGGCAAGUCCCUCCUACAACCGACCAAAAAAUUGGCAGUCAAACUUUAUCGCCACCUUUGGCGAAACGCGCCGUAUUGGGCGAAGAUUUCUCUCAGAAUCGUGUCAAUGGGAUGGAGGGUGUUCCUUCGAAGCGUAUGAGUGGGGUUGGACUACCUCAGGGUAGACCACAGGAUGUACAAAGGACACCGAUGUCGGACCGUGGAAUCGAUCUUCCUCCUGAGGCCGCCUUGUUCCAAGAGUAUAGCGAUGCAAUAUCUAUCCCCGGCACCCCGUAUGCCUCGAACGCACGCCAACUUCCCCCUGGUAGCUUAAAGACUACCGAACAGGUGUCUUCUUCGAGCAUUCCGCGAUCGAGUGUUUAUAUGCAAAGUGAUUCGAAACCUCAACCCCCCAUCCCACGUCCUAUUAUCAGUAAACCUCAGCCUCCUAGUCCUCCUCUACCACCUCCUCCUAUCCCAGACAUGGGCGUCGCAUAUAGCUAUUUGGAUGCUGAAGUGUUACCCUCUUCCUACAAGGACUUUUCCACGCCUCAGCUAAUUUCAGUUGCAAAUGGAACGCCGUCAAUGUUCAAUAAUUACGACUCCGGUGAAAUCAAGCCACGGACACACCAGCAGUCUAAUUCACGGUCAGUUUCGCCGCCUCUGCCUCCCGGUGCUGCGCAACCAGCAAAUUUCCAAACUUCCCCAAGCAAGCACCAACAUAUGGGUUCGGUGCGUGUUCACCCUCCCGGGUUUUACCCACCGUCCCAAUCUCAAGUGCCCAUGACGCAACCUUUUAAUAAUACCCAGGUUCCCGUGCAGCAACCCACGCCGGUCAUGCUGCAGAAAUCUCCGAGCGUCCAGACGACUUCCGCCCCCCUAAGAGGGAAACCGAGAAUUUUUGCCGCGAUGGAGGCUCAGGAGAACGGAACUUCGUACAGUCAAGAUGAUCAUGCUCCUAUGGCACAGCAGGACAUGACCCAGCAUGCUCUUCCGCAGAUUCCACCCCAGCCAGAAGCUUUUUAUCGUCCACCUGCCAACCAACAUACCUCACCGCAGCAUCAGAAUCAGCCCCAGCUCCUGCCGCCGGUAGAAUUCACUUCUCCUCAAUUGCAAACCACUCUCCUUCCCAAUUCAUAUGUGAAUGGGGUCGAUCCUCAAUCAAUGCCCGCUUCUAUCACACCUCCUUCACCUAAAGCUCACGAUACCAAUUAUAUUUCUCACCAACUCGACAUGGAAUCUUCGCAGGAGCUUGAUGCCCCGUUUAUAACACCAAAAUCCACUCGUUCGCUCUCGCUGCCUCGCCAGGAGGAACCUCGCCAACAACAGCUGCAGUCGCCUCAAGCCACACCACGCGCGAAGAAGCUCAGCAAGACGCGUCACCAUGUAGACAAUGCUUCCAUCAGCACUUUUUCUAAUGGAUCGAACGGGACUCUGCAGAGCUCGCCUGAGACUGCCCGCGCGAGGAAGCGCAGCGCCUCAAAAUCUCGGCCGAACACUCCUAUGACGACUAGCAAGCUGCUUUCAUCGGUCGAUCCUGCUCUACAAGUUGAGCAAACAGAUGUCGGAGAUGUUGGCAUCCCGCUCGAUGACGACCCGUUUGCUCGAGUCGAAGGCGUUAAGAUGCUUCCGAACAGCACCCAAGCGGGUGGCACCAAGGAGAGGAAUGCGAGCCGACACCGUAACAAAGGAUCGGUGUCGGUGAAAGAAAGUUCGAUUAUGGAUAGCAAAGGCGAGAACGCGCCUCAGGACUCCCCGCCUGAAAUGGAAAACCACAGUUCGAUCCCUCUAACUCCAGUAUCUCCUGAAGACCUUCGCAAGGCUAAAAAAGAUAAGAAAAGCAAGAAAACGACAGAGGCACCUCCUACAGUCGCCGAAACUAUUGCUGCGCUGGAAAGUCCUCCUCCUGAACCAGUCACGAUGGUUCAGAUCUUGUCAGAUCCUCAACUCCUUUCAAACAUCUUGUCUUAUCUGUCUUUUUACGAUUGGUGCAUUUUAUCAUCAAUAUCCAAAGAGAUACGCAUCCUCUUUGUGCGGACUCCGACGUUAAGGGAAACUAUACUAGAAACCUUUUUGAGGACCGUAGGGUAUUGUCGAUGGACAUGGGACGAUAAAGAACCUUUAUCGCUUUCUCUACAGGAUUUAAAUGAUUACAUGCGAGGAGUAUCAAUUCCUAACCAUGAAUAUGCUCGGAUAGCCGCCAUGCAUGUGCAUUCGCUUUCUAUACACCCCAAUCAUCGUGAUCCGUCGCUGAUCGAUACUGUCCACGCCAUGACCGCAUGCACUCGUGCAUAUAGUCGUGUUUUGCUUCGUUUACGUGCUCAGGCAGAGAAAGAAGCUAGCAUUUUAGCUUUAAGCAAUCCACUGCCGCCACCGUCUGCCACGUCUUCAAAAUCAGCUGCUGGUGGUUCCCGGGGACAUACAUCUCGUGUAUCCAGUCGUGCGCCCUCACCAACGACUUCGACAUAUUCGCAUCCGACUGGUGGACAUCAUGCGCCAACAUAUAAUGCACCAAGUUCAUCGCAGACGAGCCUUACUUUUCGUUCUCCAUUGUUCCGACUUCGCCGUGCUCCACUAUUGCGCGUCUUUGUCCCCUCUCCAGAAGGCGAUUGGCUUUCGGAUAAAAGCGUACUCGAAUGCGAAGCAGAAUGCAAACGUGCUGGGAUCAUGCAUCUUCUGCGUUUAGGAGAUGUUGUUUGGGAUGUUGCAGUCGGUGAUGAAGGCAAUGUAGGGAGAUUAGUUUGGGAUGGCAGCUAUCUCAUUGAUCUGGACUAUACCUACUCCCCCGUUGGAGAUCUGCCAAAGUAUCUUCCUACGCUAGCCUUUCCACCGUCUUAUUUCCACCGUGUCAUCCGCACCGGGCCAAAUAUUACCAACCCCAUUAUCCAUAUCGAUAUUAGUCCUUGGGGCGAAGAGAUUGCUAUGAACCUUCAACUCCUCCAAGAUCGUGUACGAACUGAAACGCCUCCUCGAGGACCAAAUCGAUACAACAAAGGCGCACCCUUCAACGGCCGCAUACCAAUACCUGACUCGAACAAUCUAUUUGUCGACUCUGGGUGGUACGGAACUAUAGUUGUUGAGACAGAAGGCACCAACGAAGCCCUUGCUGAUCUGCAAGAUCGAUGUGGGCCAGGGGCGUUUCCUCCACGACCUCGCGGUGUGACUGGUCAGAUUAGCCAGGCGCAGAUCGAAAACAGAAAGGUUUUCCGGAUCUUGAGAGAAAAAAGUCGUCCCGGCGAAAUAUGGAUCAAAGCUGUUGGCGUGAAAGAACGCUUGCUAUGA
Messenger RNA from Psilocybe cubensis, 4071 nucleotides. RefSeq lists its product as uncharacterized. The transcript has 7 exons. The coding region runs from base 1 to 4071 and encodes 1356 amino acids. The record is from RefSeq and is a predicted model, not a curated record. NCBI's taxonomy places the organism in Eukaryota, Fungi, Basidiomycota, Agaricomycetes, Agaricales, Agrocybaceae.